CCGGACCGGAAGUGACGCGAACGAGUUCCGGUUGGCCGGAGCCCAGCGGCGGGUGUGAGAGUCGGUCAGGAGCCGCUUCCAGGAUCCGGAGAAGCCGGGGUCGGGGCGGCUCCUCAAGACUGAUCUAUGAAAUGGCAGAGAAUGGAAAAAAUUGUGACCAGAGACGUGUAGCAAUGAACAAAGAACAACAUAAUGGAAAUUUCACAGACCCCUCUUCAGUGAAUGAAAAGAAGAGGAGGGAUCGGGAAGAAAGGCAAAAUAUUGUCCUUUGGAGACAGCCACUUAUUACCUUGCAGUAUUUUUCUCUGGAAAUCCUUGUAAUCUUGAAGGAGUGGACCUCAAAAUUAUGGCAUCGUCAAAGCAUUGUGGUGUCUUUUUUACUGCUGCUUGCUGUACUUAUAGCUACGUAUUAUGUUGAAGGAGCACAUCAACAGUAUGUGCAACGUAUAGAGAAACAGUUUCUCUUGUACGCCUACUGGAUAGGCUUGGGGAUUUUGUCUUCUGUUGGACUUGGAACAGGGCUGCACACCUUUCUGCUUUAUCUGGGUCCACAUAUAGCUUCAGUUACGUUAGCUGCUUAUGAAUGCAACUCAGUAAAUUUCCCUGAGCCACCCUAUCCUGAUCAAAUUAUUUGUCCAGAUGAAGAGAACAUUGAAGGAACCAUUUCUUUGUGGAGUAUCAUCUCAAAAGUUAGGAUUGAGGCCUGCAUGUGGGGUAUCGGCACAGCUAUCGGAGAGUUGCCUCCAUAUUUCAUGGCUAGGGCAGCUCGCCUUUCAGGUUCUGAACCAGAUGAUGAAGAGUAUCAGGAAUUUGAAGAGAUGCUGGAACAUGCAGAGACUGCACAAGACUUUGCCUCUCGGGCUAAACUCGCAGUUCAAAACCUAGUACAGAAAGUUGGAUUUUUUGGAAUUUUGGCCUGUGCUUCAAUUCCAAAUCCUUUAUUUGAUCUGGCUGGAAUAACAUGUGGACAUUUUCUUGUACCUUUUUGGACCUUCUUUGGUGCAACCCUGAUUGGGAAAGCAAUAAUUAAAAUGCAUAUCCAGAAAAUUUUUGUUAUAGUAACAUUCAGCAAGCACAUAGUGGAACAGAUGGUGGCUUUCAUUGGUGCUGUCCCCGGCAUAGGUCCGUCUCUGCAGAAGCCAUUCCAGGAAUACCUGGAGGCCCAGCGGCAGAAGCUUCACCACAGAAGCGAAAUGGGCACACCACAGGGAGAAAACUGGUUGUCCUGGAUGUUUGAGAAGUUGGUCGUUGUGAUGGUGUGUUACUUCAUCCUGUCUAUCAUUAAUUCCAUGGCACAAAGUUAUGCCAAACGAAUUCAGCAACGGUUGAACUCAGAGGAGAAAACUAAAUAAGCAGAAAAAAGUUCUUAACUGCAGAAAUUAGAAUGGAUGGGUUCUGCCUUAAAGUGGGAAGAAUCCAAGCCAGGAAGGAAAAUUCCCUUUUCCAAUCUGUAUCAGUUUAAAAACUUAAUUCCUGAAAGCAGUUUAGCCCAUAUUUUGCACUGGCAUACUUGUCCUUUGUUUGUUAAGGUAAGAUAUCCACCCUCAGUUCAGUCCAUGUUGUGUUUUAUCUGGGUGGAAUGUGACGUUCAGCCACAAACUUAACAGAAACUGGCCUGCUGUUCUUUACCUUCAAAAGGCCCAUGUGGGACAAUUAGAGAAUUCCCACCACGUACAAAAAAGUUCCUAAGUCUGUUAAAUAUGUCAAGCUUUUUAGGCUUGUCACAAAUGAUUGCUUUGUUUUUCUAAGUCAUCAAAAUGUAUAUAAAUUGUCUAGAUUGGAUAACAGUCUUGCAUGUCUAUCAUGGUACAAUUUAAUAUGCCAUCCUGCCCAACCCUUCCUCUCCCACCCUCAAAACAGGGCCAUUUUAUGAUGCAUUGCACACCCUCUGGGGAAACUGAUCUUUAAAUUUUAAGACAGUAUAAGGAAAAUCUGGUUGGUGUCUCAAGAAUGAACUGACACCAUUUUUUAUUCUGUAUAUUUAGAAUGAAGUCAUGAAAACACUUUAUAAAGACAUCUUUGAUCAUUCCAGAAUCGUGUCCGUUUUCUUGAGAGCAUUUUAAUUUUUUUUUUUUUUUUUUUUUUUACCUUUUAGCUAAUACCAAGUGUGUGGCAGCUUACCAAAUCCACCUACAACCAGCAUUUCUUAAGCCUUCAUUUGUUUGCUUGAAAGAGCCCCCACCAAGGCCUCUGUCUUACUGGAACUGGGCAGCUCCCUCUGAUAAAAGGCACCUUUGGGGCUGGCUUAGCCUGGGGAUUGCUUGGUUUGUGAAAAUAGGAGAGGAGGGGUGAUAGCAAAGGACCUGGGAGAGAGAAAAUCCUUUUUUUCUUUUUAUAUAUUUAUUUAUUUGUGGGGUGGCACUUUGUCACUCAUGUGUUAAUUUUAGCUAGCAUGUUUAACUUGUUUAACAUGUUCUGGUUUAACAGAAAUUCACUCUUUUACAUGACCCAAUUUACUUUUCUCUUAAGUGUUUUACAUGGGCUCUUUUUCCCCUUUGGGAUGUUUCUAAUCGAAUUUAUUCAGUUUGCUUUGGGAGGAAAAUAAACAGUUUCACCUCUUUCUUUUAGGAAAAUUGAUAUUGACAUUGUGUCAAAAUAGGAUAGUAUUGGUGUUAAAUCUCAACAGGCCACAAAUGCUUGAUUUAUUUUACCAAAUCCUGCCUGAAUGUCUGCUUGUUUUGCUACCGUCGUGACAUCUCCAUGGCUGUACCACUUUGUCGGAUAGCUUAUCAGACUGAUGUUGACUGUUGAAUCUCAUGGCAACAGCAGUCGAUGGGCUGUCUGACAUUUUGGUAUCUUUCAUCUGACCAUCCAUAUCCAAUGUUCUCAUUCAAACAUUACCCAACUUCAUGGUUUACGAACAAAACCUCUGGUCCUUAUGUCUAAUGGCCGUUUGAGUUCUUUAUGGUAUGGUAUUGUAGCAGUAUCAAGAGAAGAUUAUAUGGAAACUUUGGAUAGUCUCCAUGAUCACAACCAAAUAAAGGACAAGUGACCUGCCUUGUUGGUUUUGCAAAAGGUUAUUAACUUCCCUAACAAUGUUUGUUUUUUUUCUCCAGGGACUUUCUAGCAGUGUGACUGUUACUUUUCCUUACUUGAGUAGUACCCAUUUGCUUUAUUUUAAAUAGAUUCACAUUAACCAACAUCGUUUUUUAGAUUCUUUGGGGUUGGUGUAAGUUCCUAUGUCAGCCUCCAGUUGCGUUUCAUCUCCUUCACCUGCAUUUUAUUUGGUGUUUGUCUAAAAAAAAGGAAAGAGGAAAGCAAAUGAGAAUUGCACUAAAUCUUUAGGGUUUAUUAAUAAAUUUGUUUUAGAGCAGGAUAUUAGAAAAAGAAACAACUUUGUUAUGGGCUCACAGACUUUGUGAUGAAUACAUUUGAUUUAUAUACUGUCUUUCACGUGAAUUUCUUUGAAAAGAAAUGAAGAUGAGCUCUCCUCCUUCCCUCCAGUAAAUGUUCAGGCUUGGCUUGCUCAGAUCCCGGGGCAGUGUGAUGCCCUUCUCGUCCUGUGAUUUGUCUUGUCUGUUGCUCUCUUGAAUCUCCCAAAGUAGACACAACUACAUGAUUCCAAAGGUAUACCUAGCUGUUUCCAGCUGAGGGGAGAACAGAAAAUUUGCAAGUGAAUAGUUUGGUGUUACUGUAGAUAACAAGAGGACUUGGGAAUUCUUGUCACUAGGAACCCACUGUGUAUAAACCUCGAUUACUUACACACCUCAGUGACUGUCAGCCAGUUACAUAAGUACAUCAGCAGUAUACACACAGGAACACUGAGAAGCAGCCCUCUAACUAGAGAAUGUAACAAGGGGAUGAGUGCAUCUCCGGCUUUCCCAUAGUUGUAUAUAAUCUGUAUAUAUUGCAUAAAAAGGGAGAUGUUUGCCUUUGUUUGUAUGAAGUCUCAUUGUGUUAAUAGUGCAGAAAAAGGCAAGACUGAAAUAAAGUUUCUUAAAUAGACUUAUGGAAGUAGAGCUACCAAAGUGUAUCCCACAGUGAGUGCUCCCACACAAGCUCAGCCUUUGUCCCCAGUGCACUCUGGACAGCACCAGGCUUCUCUGUUUUCCCAUUCAAUUGCCACUCAGUCAGUACAGAUAAUGCAUUAGGCUGCAUGAAAUAACCAGCCACCCUCCUGUACCCUGAUGUGAACUGUGUUUAGACUGGCCCAUGUUUAAGGAGUUCAGAGGCAUUGCCAACAUUUCAGUGUGAGAGAGGCUCUUCAUACUUGGAUUUUAAAACACAUUUGCCUCUGUGCAAUAGUCUGUUAAUGUCAGGCUUCUUCCACCUCUUCUAUUUGUGUGUAACCUGAGAAUAUUUUUGGCUCUGAGCCUAGAUUUCUUUCAAGUAUAAAAUCAGAUACAUGGACAAGUUGUCUAAGAAAUAAAUCACCUGACAUGGACUGUUAGUAUAUUCUCAAUUUUUGAUUCAUCGGGAUUGAGUUUCUGAUAAACAUGCAAAGUUUUCACAACAUUACAUUCACUACUGCAGAAAGAAAAAUGUUUUUAAAUGUUCUCAGCAUAUGAGAGCACUUCAAAAAGUUCAUAGAAAAAUGGAAUUAAGUGAUAAGCUUAUGUUGGUAGAAAAACAUUCUGAAAUUCAUGUGUAGUUUUUUUUUCACAAUAUGCAUUUUCCAUUACCUUUUCCAAGCCCUCAUAUGCAUAGCCUUCAAAUUUUUUUGCACCAAAACAAAGUUAGCCUCUAUUCCAUUUUCCCAUGAGUUUUUCAAGUACCCUACUAUGUGCUCUUGCUUUAGAGUGGAUACUCUUUUGGGCUUUUGGAGUAAAUGGAGAAGAGCAUUUACUGAAGUUUUUUUAAUAAUCCAAAUUUAAACAAAUGAAUGACUUGAUUAAGAACAUCAAAAUCUUACUUAAAUUAAGAGUAAGCCCCCAGGUAGCCUACCCAAGACAACAUGAAAGCAUAAAUAUACAAAAUUUAGCAUGAAAUAACUGAAGUAAUUUCCUGAAGCAGCCAGUAGGCAUGGCAAUUAAGAUGCCCCUUGGGACACCCCCAUCCCACAUAGGAGUGUCUGGGUUCCAGUCCUGCUCCACUCCAGAGAUUCCAGCUUGCAAGGAAGCAGCAGAUGUUGGCUCAGGUCCUUGGGUGAGGAGACCCUGAUUAACUUCCUGGUUCCUGGCUUUGUCUAGCCAAGCCCCAGCUAUUGCAGGCAUUUAGGGAGUGAAGCAGCAGAUGGAAGAUCUCUCUCUCUUGGCCUUUCAAAUAAAUUUUUAAAAAUUAUUCUUAAAAUAAUAAAAAUGAUUUCCUAACUUCACAUUAAACUGACAUUUUCUAAUUUCAUUAUAAAUAUGUAUUUUGAAAUGUCAAAGUACCCUAUAAAUAUGAACAAUUACUAGAUACCAACUACAGAUCUUUUAAUGCUAAGAAAAGCAUGCUAUUACUAAAAAUUUUAAAGGUAGCUUUUUAAUAGCUUGUUUUAAAAAGCUCAGUCUAGACUAUCCAGUGAGAUUUGCUGAGUUAAAUAGGUGUUAAGCCAUGAGACAGUAGACUUAUGGCAUGCGAGAGCUUUCUCAGCAGACCUGAAAGUCUCCUUCCUGUUAUAAAAUAAACACAAAAUAUCGGAUUGUUUUUACUCACAAAUAAUUUGUUAUUUUUAGUGUGCUAUGAAAAAAAUUAAAAGACCCUAAGCAGGAGUUUAAAAGCAAUUUUUGAAAACUGAGCAACGUUCCUUCUCUAAUGUGGCUCAGAAAUUCACAAAAGAUGGUAAUUGAAAUAGUACACAAAGCCAGAGAGCUGCUGCUCCUUUAUUCUGAGACAAGCAGGAAGAGCACAGAGUGUAAGACAGCCUUAUUGAAGAGGCAGACGGGCUGGGGCUCCUGGCCCUCCCUCCCCACCAAGGCCAAGAGUUCACCUGGGGUAAUGUGUUUGCCUUGAGAGGUGAGGCCUUGAAUUGCAGCAAACAACCUCCAUGUAUUUGCAUAUUUAACUAGUACUCAGAAGGAUUAUACAGAAACCUGUUCUAUACAGCUGCUUACUCAUUGCCUUGAAAAUUGCAUGGCACUGAGAUAGGCCAAGGUCAACUGUUUGUUCCUUGCUGCUCUUUGACCCACUAGCCUCACAGUUUGCUGGGUGGCUUUUGAUACUGCCAAUUAAAUAGGAUGGAGGUGGGGCAGGAUUGUUUUAGAUGACCCCAGCUUCCCACCCAAAGACCCUGGGUUUAUUUGAGACCUGUGAUUCUAAUUCUGUAGUCAAUAGUCUGACCCCAACUGUGGCCCACAGGGAGUGAGUCAGUUGAAGCGGCCCGGUGACUCUAUGGGAACAGAAAGCAGUGUAGAGGGUUUGUCAGCCAAAUCCACAAACGUGUGGCUUUUUGAAACACUGGGACAUCUGUUCCUCUUAACUUAAAAUAAACUUUGUUUUUAGAAGCAGA
Messenger RNA from Lepus europaeus (European hare), 6370 nucleotides. It is a transcript of the gene VMP1, whose product is annotated as vacuole membrane protein 1. Gene Ontology annotation, biological process: Golgi organization; autophagy. Lineage: Eukaryota; Metazoa; Chordata; Mammalia; Lagomorpha; Leporidae. The coding region runs from base 132 to 1352 and encodes 406 amino acids. The transcript is spliced from 12 exons. Gene Ontology annotation, cellular component: membrane; endoplasmic reticulum; endomembrane system. The record is from RefSeq and is a predicted model, not a curated record.